GUCAUUUCAACGGUGAAACAGGACGAACGGCCUUCAGCAGGACUUGUAAAAGCUAGAAAAGAAAAACCCGAAAAUAACUUUACUCGCUGUUAUAGUAGUGCCGUGUAGUAGUAGUUGUACUAUUGUAGUAAACGCUUUUCAAUCGAAUUUCAUGAAAAGCCGAAUCAGAAUGGAGAGGCGUCGAAAACAGACGGACCACGAGGAUGCCCCUGCCAAGAGGUGGCGACUUCGGUGUAGAUACAGACACAACGCGGCUCACAGGAUGCCGGAUGGAUACCGUCUGUGUCUCUGCGCGCGUGUGUGUGUGUGUGUGUGUGUGUCCUAAGCUUCGACGAAGACGCGGGCUGAGACAUUUUUCAGUGGUGACUUUUUCGACAAAACACGGUUCAAUUCGGUUCGUUUCGGUUUAGAUUCGGAGCGGACCGCCUUUUCUUAUAACCCCCUUGGGGUAGUUGUUGCCUUCGUGCCUGAUGUGAUGCUUGUUAGGAAAGCUUCUAAGGAGAAUGGAGACAAAGGUAGCGGGAAAAGGAGAAGAGUGCAGAAGGAAACGUCAAAAAGACACAAGGAGAAGGAAAAUAAAGCGGAUCAAGGAGAAUGAUGAAGAAGGAUCCAGUCCAAAGAGAAAAAGAAUGAAGAUGGAAGCGCCAGAAUGUGAACAAAUAACCUCAAAAGGAACCGCAAACGCGUGUUCGCUCUGAAAAGCGGGAAGAUGAAUGAUUCCAUUGAUGUCUCCAGUCCAACCCCCUUCUGCGGACACGACGCUAUGCACGAGGUCGCAGCAGAAGCUUUAGCAGGCGGCAGAUGACGACGACUACAACGACAGCACAUGGCGGCAAGGCACCAAUACAACACACAGGAUACGGCCAACAGGAUAUUAAGGCACGCAGCAAAAUAAACAGGACCUAGACCUCCUCCAACCGUGGACCCAGAGAAAGGAGCCUAUCGGUAGGACUAAGCAAACAAAUGGCGGCUUUCAUGGCAGGAGCAGCAACAGCCGCCGGGGGAGCGGGAGCCGGUGCCGGAGCCACUCGGGAAUUUGUCGAGGGCUGGACACUGGCCCAGACCCUGGGCGAGGGCGCCUAUGGCGAAGUGAAGCUGCUCAUCAAUCGGCAGACGGGCGAAGCUGUGGCCAUGAAGAUGGUGGAUCUAAAAAAGCAUCCGGAUGCCGUCACAUCGGUGCGGAAGGAGGUAUGCAUCCAAAAGAUGCUCCAGGACACACACAUUCUCCGGUUCUUUGGCAAGCGCUCGCAAGGCAGUGUGGAGUACAUUUUCCUGGAAUAUGCCGCCGGCGGAGAGCUAUUCGAUCGAAUUGAACCCGAUGUGGGAAUGCCGCAACAUGAGGCCCAGCGCUAUUUCACCCAGCUUCUGUCCGGACUGAACUAUCUGCAUCAGCGUGGCAUUGCCCAUCGUGAUCUCAAGCCGGAGAAUCUGCUGUUGGACGAGCAUGACAAUGUGAAGAUCUGCGACUUUGGCAUGGCCACCAUGUUUAGAUGCAAGGGAAAGGAGCGACUGUUGGACAAACGUUGCGGCACUUUGCCGUAUGUGGCCCCAGAGGUGCUCCUGAAGCCGUAUCAUGCACAGCCUGCGGAUAUUUGGUCAUGUGGCGUCAUACUGGUCACAAUGCUGGCAGGAGAAUUGCCAUGGGAUCAGCCAUCGGCCAAUUGUCCGGAGUUCAUCAACUGGAAGGACAAUGAUCGCUGGCAAACACAGACGCCAUGGAGCAAACUGGACACACUGGCCAUAUCCUUGUUGCGCAAAGUACUGGCCACUAGUCCGGGCACCCGCCUAACCCUGGAGAAGAUUCUCGAUCACAAAUGGUCCAACAUGCAGUUCGCCGAGCAUGAUCGCUCUUUUGACUUGGUGGAUUCGGCGGCUGCGUUGGAGAUCUGCUCGCCCAAGGCCAAGCGGCAGCGUUUGCAGUCCAGUGCUCAUCUGAGCAAUGGUUUGGAUGACUCCAUAUCGCGGAAUUACUGCUCCCAGCCGAUGCCCACGAUGCGUAGUGACGACGACUUUGAUGUCAGAUUGCGCAGCGGUCGGGCCACUGGGGGUCAGGAGAACCAAUCCGUGGCUCAGGAGGCGCGCCUCAGUUACUGUUUCUCGCAGCCGGCCCUGCUGGAUGAUCUACUGUUGGCCACGCAGAUGAACCAGACGCAGAGCGCCUCGCAGAACUACUUCCAGCGCCUGGUGCGACGCAUGACGCGAUUCUUUGUGACCACACGCUGGGACGAUACGAUCAAGCGACUGGUGGGAACCAUCGAAAGGCUGGGUGGAUACACCUGCAAGGCCAGCGAGGAGGGUGUGGUCACAGUGUCCACCAUCGAUCGGAACAAGCUGCGGCUAGUGUUCAAGGCGCACAUUAUCGAGAUGGACGGCAAGAUCCUAGUCGAUUUUCGGCUGUCCAAAGGCUGUGGUCUAGAAUUCAAGCGGCGCUUCAUCAAGAUCAAGAACGCGCUGGAAGAUAUUGUCAUGAAGGGGCCCACCACAUGGCCCAUUGCGAUUGCAACCAAUUCGGUGCCUUAGUUUUUAAUGAAAUUUAACCUAAGACUUGACUCUGUUUCAUUUGAAUACAUUAUGUUUAUGUAACUUGUGUUCACAGCACUCCCAUCAUCAUCACUAUCGAUCUUCGAAUAGUUAAAUAUUUUAUUAGCAUGUGCUCGUGCAUUAUCGACGAUUACGUUUUGUAUUAUGUAUACUUGUAGUAUUGAAUGUAGUUGAUUAGUUAAAUAAACGUUAUGAAACAAUAAAUAUUUAC
Messenger RNA from Drosophila miranda, 2752 nucleotides. RefSeq names its product serine/threonine-protein kinase grp (gene grp). The coding region runs from base 964 to 2520 and encodes 518 amino acids. Gene Ontology annotation, molecular function: tau-protein kinase activity; protein serine/threonine kinase activity; ATP binding. The transcript is spliced from 7 exons. Gene Ontology annotation, cellular component: cytoplasm. The record is from RefSeq and is a predicted model, not a curated record. NCBI's taxonomy places the organism in Eukaryota, Metazoa, Arthropoda, Insecta, Diptera, Drosophilidae. Gene Ontology annotation, biological process: protein phosphorylation; DNA damage checkpoint signaling; microtubule cytoskeleton organization.